AUGUCGGCAGAUGUGACCUUUGACAUCGUCACGGCCAGCAUCUGCGCCCUCCUCAUCAUCGUCCGCUGCGGCUACCGCAUCCUCCUACGAUGUAAAGUCCACGAUACCUGCCACCGGAUGUGGCACGUCGACGACGCCUACAUGGCCUUUGCGCUCCUCCCGCUCAUCGGCCGCACGACUUGCAUCUCGCUCUCCUUCUACCUCAACCCGACGCACACAUAUGAUGCCGCCACCGAAGAGGCGGCCGCGGCGCGGAAUCUCAGUGUUGAGAAAUUGGCAGAGUAUUACGUCAUCUCACACAAGCUGCUUAUACCGGCUCGCAUAUUCUAUGCAUUAUUCUUGUGGUCGUUGAAGCUCUGCCUGCUCAACUUUUACUCGCGCUUCGUGGACAUUUUUGGAUGGGGCAAAGCUGUCACGAAUGCUCUUUGGUGGUUUAUUGUUAUUACGUUUUUUGUUAUCUUGAUACCCACUCUUGCGGAAUGCCGGCCACUUUACUUCAUGUGGUCCCCUGAUCCUACUGGCGCAAAUACCUGCCAUCGCGCCCUCGGAAACCUCAUCACAAUGGCCGUCUUCAACAUCGUUACCGAUAUUGCGCUUAUCAUCUUCCCGUUUCCUAUCUUUCGUCAUGUUAAACUCGACAGCAAAGUUAAGGUGCAGCUCGUGCUCUUAUUCAGCAUCGCUGGCGUUGUUGUCGUCAUCACCAUCAUGCGACUACCCAUGAUACUGAACCAGGCAGUAUCACAAAGAUCUCGUUCCAUGUGGGCAUCCAUAGAGAUACUUUGCGCCUGUAUCGUCGCAAAUACAGCAUUCUUUUACGCUCUAUUGAAAGACUACCAGCGAGGCCACGACUCUCGCGGGGGCAACUCGAGCUACGUGCAGCAGCCCGAUUAUUACAUGCAGGCGAUUCCUUCGCCAGAGUUGCGGAGGGGAUCCUCGGCGCGCUCUGAUGGUUUAGAAGUGCCGGACCACUGCUUCAUCAUCGAAUCUCCACAUAAUCAGGCUCUACCCCCCAAGCAACUGCCCUCAUCAAUCCGCUCCUUUAAUCACGAUAUAUCGAGACCAGACAGGAUGACUGACACCUCUACGCUCUCAAACCUCGCAUCCUAUACCUUCGGCGGGCUCUGCAUCCUCUCCGCCCUCCCAUUCGUCGGCAUCCCGUUUCCCAACCGCCGCGCGGCAGACUACUACGCCGGUAAGAGCGAGUGGAUGUCGCAAAUCUUUCGCCGGCGUCUUACCCCCGGACAGGCCGGAUACUUUGGCGCAGCGUUACGCAUCGCAGUUGGCGCCGCCGUCAUAGUUCCCGAGACGAGGGAACCUGCGCUGCUCUUCAAUGGGGCUGUAGUCACUUACGGGACCUUCAGGGCCUAUGUAGAUGGGCGACCUAUGCUCCCGCAGUGGGGAAUGUUAGCAGUGAUUGCGGUUUGUCUUGGUCUUGGACGUUUAUCGCAAGCUGCUGUGGUUGAAAAGCCGUAG
Colletotrichum costaricense is the source of this 1473-nucleotide messenger RNA. RefSeq lists its product as uncharacterized. The record is from RefSeq and is a predicted model, not a curated record. The transcript is spliced from 6 exons. The coding region runs from base 1 to 1473 and encodes 490 amino acids. NCBI's taxonomy places the organism in Eukaryota, Fungi, Ascomycota, Sordariomycetes, Glomerellales, Glomerellaceae.